Molecule: messenger RNA, 2026 nt
Organism: Ruditapes philippinarum (Manila clam)
Lineage: Eukaryota; Metazoa; Mollusca; Bivalvia; Venerida; Veneridae
Product: CD63 antigen-like
Exons: 5
Coding region: 257-931 (224 amino acids)
Cellular component (GO): membrane
Source: RefSeq, a predicted model, not a curated record
CAUUUUGAUCACACGGUAAUUUCGAAAUAGAUAUAGAUAACUUUUGGUGUAUAUUAUAACAAUAAAUUGAGAUUAUAAUUUAGUAUUAAUGGUAUAUUGAUCUGAACACUUUAAAAGAACAUUGGAACUACUUACUUAGAUUUUUUUGGCGUAAUAUUUAUUCUAGUGUGUUCCUCGUUCACGGAUUUUACAGGGUGAAAAAUUAAGCAUAAUUUUAUUAUUACAGUGGUUAUUUAAAUAAAACAAAGCAUUAACAAUGGUAGAAGGUGGAAUGAAAUGUGUUAAAUUUCUCCUCUGGGGAUUCAAUCUUAUAUUUGUGCUUGUUGCCAUAGCAUUGAUUGCGGUUGGCGCCUAUGUACAGAUUGCCCUGAAAGAUUAUUUUGACCUCAUAGAAGGCUCGUUUAGUUCGGCGGCAGCGCUAUUAAUAGCAGUGGGCGUGAUAAUAUUCUUCAUCGCCUUCUUUGGAUGUUGUGGAGCAUACAAAGAAAACAGAACAUGUGUCCUAAUUUUUGCUGGUCUGUUGGUAAUCAUCUUUAUUAUGGAGAUCGCAGGAGGCAUUGCUGGAUUUGUUCUUAAAGGACAGGUGGAGGAGACUGUAGAAAAAUACAUGAAGGAAAAUAUUCAAAAGAAUGCCACUGUUUGGGAUAAGGUACAAAGUAAAUUCGAGUGCUGCGGAAUCCACAAUGCAAGUGACUGGAACCGUGAGACCCUUCCAUCAGCUUGUUGUCUAUCACCAACUAGUGGAUGUACGUUGAAUGAUACCAAAAGUUACUACCAUGAUGGAUGUCUGGAUAAAUUUACGACAUGGGUCGAAGAUCAUGUUUACUAUGUUGGGGCUGUGGGUGUCGCAUUCGCCUUUUUACAGAUAAUUGGAAUCAUGUUUGCAUGCUGUUUGGCAAGAGCUAUCAAGAAGGAAUACGAAGUUGUGUAAUCCAGUCCAUGUAGUGUAUGAAUAGACAUAAUUUUUGAACCAGUCUGUUUAAAUAUUUACUAAUCAAACAACAGGGGAAAAAGAAAAGAAAGUGGAUGAUUGUUUGAAGGAAUUAUAGCAUUUUCCAUUAAGUGUAGGAUUUUCUGUAUAACUUUUGUGGUGAUGGAAUAGUUAUUGUGAAAAAAAAAUCAUUAAAAAAAUUCAACAAAAACCAAAUCACUGAUAAAAUUUAAAGCUCACCGAUUUAGUGAGCGAUGUUUGUUAAAAAUAUUUAACACUUAUACAAUCUGAAACUUUACAUUUCUAUUGAGGUCAAUAUGAUAUCGAGUCAAUAUUCAAUUUUUCAAGUCAAAAAUUUCUUAUCUUGCUUUCAGUAUUUGGUAUUUAUUGACCCUGCUUAGGAACUUAAAUAAAUUUUCACUGAAAAAAGUGCCCGUUGAAAUUCUAUGGUCACAGGAGUAAAAGUAAUAUGUGGUUGUUUGUUAGAAAUUAGAGCUGUCGUUCAAUAAGGAGUAGUUAAAUUUGGUGUUAAAGUUCUUCAUCAUGCUUUCUAUGGUUAAGGUUAAGGUUUGUAAUAAACUUGAAUUGGCAAUUCUUGUGUGUGUUUGACAAAUUUGAUAAUAGAUUUCUUAACAAAGAUACAUGUUACCAAAAAACAAACAAAACAGGUCAAUGUUAAGGGAUAUUUCUAGAAAUUUCUCCUGUCAGUGCUGAUCAGCUAAGUGGAUACAUAUUUUCACAUCAAAAACAAUGAUAAUAUCUAGAUAGAUGCAUUAAAACAGUUUUACUUACCAUAACAGUAUUGAAACUGUGUCAUCUAUAAAUAGAAUUCUCAUUUUUGUUGUGACAAAUAAAUUCUUUCGCUGUUUAGAAAUUCUGUUUAGAAUUUUAAUUGAAUAAGCAAUAUAGAGGCAAUUCUUUCUUUUUAUUAAAUUUCCAAUAUAAACAACUGGUAGACAGAAAAUAGUUCUGAAGUUAAAAUUUACUCGGUCUUGGACUCGGAAGCGGCAAAAUCAACUGUCCAUAUUGCCAUGGUUUGUCCCGGACAAAUGCAAAUUUUUUCAAAUAUACUUAAUGUUAUGGAUAAGUUUAGAA